AUAUUCCCCUGCCUUCUCAACGAAGUGUUGCAAUCAAUUCUCUUUCAAGGCUGCAGAUUCGAUUGUCACUACUUAUUUAGCUCCUUAUAUAUAGCGCCCGACCAUCAUGGGCUUGAGAUCACUGGGUACCCUUUCCAUUCUCUUCUCGACGGGGCUGGCCCUGUCGAAGACGCAGAAUCAUUGCCCAGAAACGUCCGUUGCGGGUAUACCCGGUUGUUGGGGAACUUCAGGAUGUGCUCAUGUCAUUGCGAAAAACCUCGGGGGCGGAGCGAUGUGCAAGUUCGAUUAUUGCAAUUGCGGUGGUGUCCCCGUGCCACUAUUGCCUACAAUCAGGGACGGAACGUCCACGGUUGGCUGCAACUAUCCCACUCAACCUGCAUCAGCCAAUUGUCCAACUGGAACUGAACCAGGCCCCAUACCUACCGGAUAUGGCGGCUACCCUACCGGUGGAGGCAGCCCUCCUCCUGCUUCCGCACCUUCGGGUGCCACAAUCAUUACUGGAACAUUGGAAGGCGGCUCGACGGUCACACGGACAUUCGUACCAAUUACAUAUACCGAACAUGCCACCCUGACAGUUAUCUCGACAGUUGUUACCACUCUGACAAAGACCGUGUCAACAAUCACUGAUGGUCAAACUUCGACCACUGUCGUGCCACUUCCAACGCCUGUCACUUCCACCAUAACGGUUGGGCCAGCGGGAGUCGCCUGGGUUCCUUUCAGUACUUCCUCUGGUGACCUUCCGUUGCCGCCUCCGACGGUUCUGCCGGGUGGUAUUGCUACUGUUGGUCCGUCAAACACCAAUGGCGCUCCCACCCCGCCUGCUGGUUCCACGAAUACAAACGGGGCUCCUCCUGGAGCCUCGACAGCCACCGAUGGGGCUCCUGUUCCUCCUCCAGCCUCCACAGGCACCGAUGUGGCUCCUCUUCCUCCUCCAGUCUCCACAGGUACAGACGGAGGUCCUCCUCCUCCUCCAGUGUCAACAGCCACAGGUGGAGCAGCACCACCACCACCACCACCACCUCCUCCUCCUCCUCCUCCUCCUCCUCCAGUCUCCACAGGUACAGGCGGAGUUCCUUUUCCUCUUCCAAAUUCUACGGCCACUGAUGGGGCUCCUCUUCCUCCUCCAGUCUCCACAGGUACAGAUGGAGGGCCUCCUCCUCCUCCAGUGUCAACAGGCACCGAUGGGGCUCCUCUUCCUCCUCCAGACUCCACAGCCACCGAUGGGGCUCCUGUUCCUCCUCCAGCCUCCACAGGUACAGGCGGAGGUCCUCCUCCUCCUCCUCCAGUCUCCACGGGUACAGGCGGAGGUCUUCCUUCUCCUCCUCCAGUCUCCACAGGUACAGACGGAAGUCCUCCUCUUCCUCCAGUCUCCACAGGUACAGACGGAGGUCCCCCUCCUCCUCCAGUGUCCACAGCCACCGAUGGAGCACCUCCUCCACCGGUGUCGACAGCUACAGAUGGGGCACCACCACCUCCGGAACCCACGAAUACGGAUCAAGCGCCCAAUACGCCUCCACCUCCUCCCCCACCACCGGAGACUAAGAGUGAUGACGCACCUCUGCCAGUCAUUACCGUGUUUGAUGUAUCGGUGUUGACCCUUCCAUCGGUCGAUCCCAGUAUAUCAGAAGAUACAGCAAUCUCUACGAGUGACGGAAGUCAUCCCCCAGGUCUGUACCCGUUCAUUCAUGGAGGUCCUAAAUGCUUCUUCUGUCCGCCUGGCAUCGGCGGUGGAGGUAUCGUUCUGUGGGGUAUGAACAAACCUGGUAUCUAUCCACCCCCAGUACCUCCACCAGUCCCCAAUGUACCAUGGCCUACCAUCACCAUUGGCCCUGGCAAUACGCCGACCCCAGGUCCGAAGCCAGGGGAGGAGAAUCCGCCAGAAUCGAAGCAAACGGAUAAAACCGAAUCGUGCACCACUACCACAGCGUCGUCUUGCGCCGUCUCUUGCACAACGCCUUCCGGGCAAUCCACCGAAUCGUGCACCACCACCACGUGCAAGACGACUACCGGCUGCAGCGUGACUAACACCGCGUCUACUACGACCAAGAAAGGCGACUGCUCCCCUACGAACUGGGCUAAUCUCCAAGGUGGAUCCGGGGAUUCUGAAGGAAAGGACCAUGGCGAGGAGGGACCGGAUCCUUCUUACGGUGGCUCAGUUCCGGCUUGGGUGACAGCAUGGCCCUCAGAAACAGGUCAUCCAGAAACAGCAGCGCCUACAAUCACUGAUGGCCCUCGACCUUUCUGUCAGCCUUUCCAGAAUCCAAGCAAAGGCGAAUCGUAUUGCACUUGUGAAGAUGGAAAAUCCCGCAGCUUCACGAACGACAAUGCAGGCUGUCCCCAGACAUCAACAGACGGCGGAAUUAUCCCAGAGCCAUCGGCAGAACAACCAAAAACCGCUAGCAAUGGUAACGUCUGGAACAGUACGGAUAUUGUCUCUGGCACCAUCUGGGGAUGCAAGGCCACGGAGGUCGUGCAUGGCCUUGCUCCGCUUCCCAUUACCAAAUGCUUGUCGAGCAGCAGCGUUGGAAUGGCCUUCACUCCGACACCUGAACCUCAACCUCAACCUCCGGCACCAUCGCCACCACCUCCUCCCCAGCCAACGGGCUCCGAACAGGAUUGUUAUGACUGCUCUGAUGAUAUGGGAGCCUCUUCCUGUCCCGCGAACGACCCAAUCUGCCUAGUCCAAGAGUGUGAGCAAAACCAGAAAUGCAAUGCCUGUGGAAUCGAUUGUUCAGUCUUUGGCGGCGGUACACUCGAACGCAGAGAUAGUAUGCUUUCUGUUCGAGCCAUUACUCGCGCCCUUCCGACAUCAAUAUCCAGUAAGCUAUCUCGCCGCCAAGAAAUACAAGAAUCGCAACUCGCACCCAUUAACCUUGGCCAACGUCGUCGUUCGUUACACAAGCGCGUUGAACACAAAGCCGCAUGGAAGAAGUAUGCACCCAAGGGAUUGAGAUAUUACAAGAUGCUCGUGGAAAAGGGGAUGGAAGACGCUCCAGACCCCAAGAUGUGUGAACUUGACGACUACUUCAGUGUCACGAAAAAGGAUUCGAAGCUUCCUCGCUCAAAGAAAGCACUACUAGAGAAAGUUGGCCUCACGGCCGGGGACUCAUAUAUGGCGGUCACCGCCGUCGGUCCUAAACCGGGUAAGGCCAAGAACGGCGAAGCAGACAACGUUGCCGACUUCUCCAAUACGAUUCACGCGGGACAAGGCGUCUUCUUCGCCAAUGCAAAUGACCGCGGCGUUAAGAAAGGCACCCCUACUCCCUACCAGAUGAGCACUGUUGCGUGGUGGCAAUGGAAGCAUGUCGUCAUGGCUGGUCAAGACCCAAAUACUAAGGAGGAAGACACAGACUUCUCCAAUUUCAAGUACUUCUUCCGAGUCAAUAUCGACAAUGAGGAAACCGUGGAGAUUCUGGAGGAGGCUUUGGGGACGAGCGAUGAACCGAAGGAUUUUACGCCUGAGGACGAGACACAAGAUAACGCGUUUUGGCCGCUGUUGGGAAGCCCGAAUGGUAAUGGUAUUGCUUGGUUCCUUGCUGAUCAUAAGAAGUCGUUGCGGGGAAAAGGAAUUGAGAAGAUUACUGCGUGGCGGAAUGGGGACAGUUGGAACUUUUGGGCCACUUGCAAAUAGUCAGAUUUUGUUGCGAAUUGUUAAGUAUCCGGUUUCAGGCCACGUUUCUUAGAACUUAUCGAUUGGUAUCAGGAAGUCUUAGCGCUUUUAAUGUUAUACUUUAGCGCAGUUAUACG
Molecule: messenger RNA, 3747 nt
Organism: Westerdykella ornata
Lineage: Eukaryota; Fungi; Ascomycota; Dothideomycetes; Pleosporales; Sporormiaceae
Exons: 3
Coding region: 107-3631 (1174 amino acids)
Source: RefSeq, a predicted model, not a curated record